Molecule: messenger RNA, 1131 nt
Organism: Colletotrichum chrysophilum
Lineage: Eukaryota; Fungi; Ascomycota; Sordariomycetes; Glomerellales; Glomerellaceae
Exons: 2
Coding region: 1-1131 (376 amino acids)
Molecular function (GO): dioxygenase activity
Source: RefSeq, a predicted model, not a curated record
AUGUCUUUCACAUCCAUUCCAGUCCUCGACUUGUCGUUGUCUCGGGAUCCCAAAACGAAGCCUCAAUUUCUUGCAGACCUCCGCCAUGCGCUGAUGGAAAUCGGCUUCCUGUAUCUCAAAAAUGCAGGUAUCCCUGAUGAGCUGUUCCAGAGGGUGAUCAAGGAGGGAAAGGCCUUUUUCGACAUUCCCACGGAAGAAAAACUCAAAAUUGAGAUGAAGAACGCCAAGUCCUUCCUGGGAUACUCCCAACUCUCAGCCGAGAUCACAGCUGGCAAGAUAGACCACCGCGAACAAAUCGACCUCUCGACGGAGCAUCCAGUGCCAAGUGCCAAAGAUCCUCUCUAUUACAACCUCCUCGCACCGAACCAGUGGCCCUCAGAACAGGCCCUGCCCGGCUUCCGGGACACCUUCACAGACUACAUGGACCGCAUGGGCAAGAUCUCCAUGGCCUUCACCUCCCUCAUCGCCGAGGCCAUCGGCCUCCCGCCCGACGCCUUUAACAAAUACUUCGACGCAGACCAGCAGCACAAGCUCAAGAUCGUCAAGUACCCGGACGUCAGCGAGCUGGGCAUCGACGCGGCGUCGGGCGUGCAGGGCCAGGGCGUCGGCCCGCACAAGGACAGCAUGCUGACGAGCUACCUCCUCCAAGCGAGCCACCACCGCGGGCUGCAGGCGCAGAACGUCAAGGGGGAGUGGAUCGACGCGCCGCCCAUCGACGGGACGCUCGUGGUCGCCAUCGGGCAGGGGAUGGAGGCGUUGACGCAGGGCGUCUGCGUGUCGACGACGCACCGCGUGCUGAGCCCCGGGCCGGGCGAGGGCGCGCGGUUCUCGAUUCCCUUCUUCCAGGGUGUCAGGGGCGACGCGGAGUUUGAGGAUCUGGAGAGCGUCGGGGUGGGGAGCGUGCCGGAGGAGGUCAAGGAGCAGAGGCGCCAGGUGAUUGAGAAGAACGGGGGCCGGCUUGACGAUGUUGAGUUUACGUUUCGCAAGGGCGGCGUGGCGAAGACGCUUGGGGAGGCGACGUUGAGGAACCGGGUGAAGAGUCAUCCGGAUGUUGGGGAGAGGUGGUAUCCUGAUAUUCUUGCCGCUAUUCGGGAAGAGCAGAGGGCAGCGGUUGCGGUGCCGGCGCAGUGA